AUGCAUCUUUUCAGUACUUUCAUAUUGGUCAUCUUCAUUGUUGCCGUGGUCCAAGCUUGUGGCUCGAAAGGAUCACCAGGGCCUCCAGGACUAGAUGGACAGGAAGGGAAACGAGGUGACAGAGGACCGCCAGGACGUGAGGGACCAAAGGGAGAGCAAGG
Messenger RNA from Acanthocheilonema viteae, 161 nucleotides. The record is from the annotation of a GenBank genome assembly. NCBI's taxonomy places the organism in Eukaryota, Metazoa, Nematoda, Chromadorea, Rhabditida, Onchocercidae.